AUGUUAGAAGUCAUUUUAUAUAGUCCUCUUUGGCAUUCGCUCCUCUGGUUCUGGUCCUAUAUCGAAGGGAUUCCUCCAUGGCUUACGCAGCCUGAAGUAUACAGAGUGCUCUUGGCAUGGGCUAUCGCUUUCACCCUGUUUUACAUCAUCUUCACGUCGUUGGGCUUUGGACCGACCGGCGUUCUCCCCGGAUCGAUUGCUGCUUUCUUCCAAUCCUUCAUGUACCGCGGUUUUACUCCUGCAGGAGGAUUAUUUGCAACCAUGACGAGUUUGGCCAUGCUGGGCAUGAUGACGCCGGCUGUUGCCGCUAUCUCUGCCACUCUUGCCACAGUCAUCGCCUUGAUCGUAUGGCAAUUCGAGGUUCGAGCAUAA
Molecule: messenger RNA, 372 nt
Organism: Truncatella angustata
Lineage: Eukaryota; Fungi; Ascomycota; Sordariomycetes; Amphisphaeriales; Sporocadaceae
Exons: 3
Coding region: 1-372 (123 amino acids)
Cellular component (GO): membrane
Source: RefSeq, a predicted model, not a curated record